Molecule: messenger RNA, 6712 nt
Organism: Megalops cyprinoides (Indo-Pacific tarpon)
Lineage: Eukaryota; Metazoa; Chordata; Actinopteri; Elopiformes; Megalopidae
Gene: ckap5
Product: cytoskeleton associated protein 5
Exons: 45
Coding region: 131-6199 (2022 amino acids)
Biological process (GO): mitotic spindle organization; microtubule polymerization; centrosome duplication
Cellular component (GO): kinetochore; microtubule plus-end; centrosome
Molecular function (GO): microtubule plus end polymerase activity; microtubule plus-end binding
Source: RefSeq, a predicted model, not a curated record
GUAGCAAACAGUUAGCUUUUAGCUGGUUACCUAGCCAGCCAUUAGAGAACUUUUACAAGAUUCAUCAAGCGCAUACGUGUCAUCGGGCGGCUUUCGGUUCAAUAAGUAAGAUAAAUACAGGCACAUCACCAUGGGGGAUGACAGUGAAUGGAUGAAGUUGCCCAUUGAUCAGAAAUGUGAACACAAGGUAUGGAAAGCCAGGCUAAACGGGUAUGAGGAGGCACUGAAGCUGUUCCAGCGGAUAGAAGAUGAGAAGAGUCCCGAAUGGGCCAAAUAUCUUGGGCUGAUAAAGAAGUUUGUGACAGACUCCAAUGCAGUGGCUCAGCUCAAGGGCCUAGAGGCAGCCCUUGCAUACAUUCAAAAUGCUCAUGUGGCUGGGAAAACAACUGGAGAGGUGGUCUCUGGAGUUGUCAGUAAAGUCUUCAAUCAGCCCAAGGCUCGAGCAAAAGAGCUGGGGAUUGAAAUUUGCUUGAUGUACAUCGAGGUGGAGAAAGCUGAGGUAGUCCAAGAAGAGCUUAUCAAAGGACUGGACAACAAAAAUCCCAAGAUAGUUGUGGCUUGUGUUGAAACCAUAAGGAAAGCACUUAGUGAAUUUGGUUCCAAGAUUGUUUCCCUAAAGCCGGUAGUUAAAGUGUUGCCAAAACUGUUCGAGUCUCGAGAGAAAGCGGUCCGAGAUGAGGCCAAAUUGCUGGCUGUAGAGAUCUUUAAGUGGAUCCGUGAUGCCCUGCGACCACCACUGCAGAACAUCAACUCUGUGCAGUUGAAAGAAUUGGAGGAGGAGUGGGUGAAGCUGCCGACCACAGCCACCAAGCAGACCCGGUUCCUUCGCUCACAGCAGGACCUGAAGGCCAAAUUUGAGCAGCAGCAGGCAGCUGGAGGACAUGAGGUGGACGGAGAUGACGAUGAGGAGGUGGCCCCACAGGUUGACCCUUACGACCUCCUGGAGGCCGUGGAGAUCCUGUCAAAGAUUCCCAAAGACUUCUAUGAGAAGAUUGAGGCAAAGAAAUGGCAGGAGAGGAAGGAAGCUUUGGAAGCAAUAGAGGUCUUGACAAAAAAUCCCAAAUUAGAAAAUGGAGACUACGGGGACAUGGUCAGAGCCCUGAAGAAGGUUAUUGGCAAAGAUGCUAAUGUUAUGCUGGUGACGCUUGCUGCGAAAUGCCUUGCUGGACUAGCUGCUGGUCUACGGAAGAAGUUUGGAACAUAUGCAGGACAUGUGGUGCCAACAAUUUUGGAGAAGUUUAAGGAGAAGAAGCCUCAAGUGGUCCAAGCCUUGCAAGAGGCUAUCGAUGCAGUCUUCCUAACUACAACUCUGCAGAACCUCAGUGAGGAUAUCCUGGCUGUGAUGGACAACAAGAACCCAUCUAUCAAACAGCAGGCCUCUUUGUUCUUGGCAAGAAGUUUCCGCCAUUGCACUCCUUCCACAUUGCCAAAAAGUGUUCUCAAACCAUUUUGUGCAGCGUUUCUCAAGCAAGUGAACGACUCAGCCCCAGAAGUAAGAGAUGCUGCGUUCGAGGCUCUGGGCACUGCCAUGAAGGUGGUGGGGGAGAAAGCCGUCAAUCCCUUCCUAACCGAUCUGGACAAACUCAAGCUUGACAAGAUAAAAGAAUGUGCUGACAAAGUGGAGCUGGCAGGUGGCAAGACGGGGGGAGGAGGAGGUGGGGCAGAGAAGAAGGAGAAACCUGCUCCCAAGGCCCAGCCAGUGGAGGAGCCCACUGCAAAACCCUCUGGACCACCCAAAAAGGCCCCUGCCAACAAGUCUGCUGGGCCGCCAAAGAAGGGGAAGCCAGCAGCAGCUGCUGGUGCCAAAGGGAAGAAGGUUCCGGAAUCCAAGGAAGCUGUGGAGACGGAGCUGUCUCUGGAGGUGUGUGAGGAGAAGUCUGCUGCAGUGCUUCCUGCUUCCUGUAUGCAGAUGUUGGACAGUGCUAACUGGAAGGAGCGAUUGGCCAGCAUGGAGGAGUUCCAGAGGGCUGUAGAGCAGAUGGACAGAAGCGAGAUGCCCUGCCAAGCUCUCGUCAGAAUGUUGGCCAAGAAACCAGGCUGGAAGGAGACCAAUUUCCAGGUGAUGCAGAUGAAGCUGCACAUCGUGGGCCUGAUUGCCCAGAAGGGAUCCUUCUCUAAGACGUCGGCGUUUGUGGUCCUGGAUGGGCUGGUGGACAAGGUUGGGGAUGUGAAGUGUGGAGGGAAGGCCAAGGAGGCACUGACGGCCAUUGGAGAGGCCUGCUCCCUGCCAUGGACCGCGGAGCAGGUUGUCUCAAUGGCUUUUGCACAGAAAAAUCCCAAAAACCAAGCUGAAGCACUGAAUUGGCUGGCAAAUGCCAUGAAGGAAUUUGGAUUUGCUGGAAUAAACGUGAAAGCAUUUAUCAAUAACGUGAAGACUGCUUUGGGUGCAACUAAUCCUGCUGUGAGGACAGCUGCAAUCGCCCUGCUGGGUGUUAUGUAUCUCUACAUGGGUGCCCCACUGCGCAUGUUCUUCGAGGAUGAGAAGCCAGCCCUGCUUGCCCAGAUUGAUGCAGAGUUUGAAAAGAUGCAGGGCCAGUCUCCACCGGCCCCCAUCAGAGGCGCAAAGAAGGCUGCAGAGGACGAGGGAGAAGAGGGCGAGGACCAGGACGAUGAGGAGGGUGGGGGAAAUGACAUCAUGGACCUGCUGCCCAGAACUGACAUCAGCGACAAGAUCACAUCAGAAAUGGUGUCAAAGAUUGGGGACAAAAACUGGAAAAUCCGAAAGGAAGGACUGGAUGAGGUAGCAGCAGUAAUAUCAGAGGCCAAGUUUAUCAAGCCCAACAUGGGCGAGCUUCCUAUGGCACUGAAGGGCCGUCUCAACGACUCCAACAAGAUCCUGGUCCAGCAGACACUGAGCAUCCUGCAGCAGAUUGCCACUGCCAUGGGUCCUGCCCUGAAGCAGCACGUGAAGAAUCUGGGCAUUCCCAUCAUCACAGUCCUGGGGGACAGUAAGAACACGGUGCGUGCGGCUGCCCUGACGACGCUGAAUGCCUGGGUGGAGCAGACGGGCAUGAAGGAGUGGCUGGAGGGGGAGGAUCUCUCUGAGGAGCUCAAGAGGGAGAACCCCUUCCUUAGGCAGGAGAUUCUAGGCUGGCUGGCAGAGAAGCUCCCGACGGUGCGCUCAGUGUCGCCAGACCUGAUGAUUUGCGUGCCUUACCUGUACGCCUGUCUGGAGGACCGCAACGGAGAUGUGCGCAAGAAGGCCCAGGACGCACUGCCCGUCUUCAUGAUGCACCUGAGCUUCGAGAAGAUGAUGAAGGCCACGGGCAAGCUCAAGCCUGCCUCCAAGGACCAGGUGGUAGGCAUGCUGGAGAAGGCACGAGCUGUCAUGCCGGCCAAACCUGCCGCUCCUGCCAAAGCCGGGCCCUCCAAAGCGCCCGCCAGUGCCCCUGCUGCAAAGCCUGCCGCUGCUUCAGCUAAAGUUCAGCCUGUCAGUGAAGAUGGGGGGGGGUUUGAAUCCAAGCCAGAAGCCAAGAAAGUCAAACCAGGAGGAGCUGCCAAAGGAAAGGGCGUUGCUGGGAAAAAGCCCCCUGUCAAAGCAAAUGCCAAGGAAGAGGAAGACAAGUCUGGCCCCAUGUUCAUCCUGGUUCCCGGUGGGAAGGAGCAGAGGAUAAAAGAAGAGAAGGCAUUGAAGAUCCUGAAGUGGAACUUCCUGACCCCGCGAGAUGAGUACGUGGAGCAGCUGAAGACCCAGAUGUCCACGUGCCUGGCCAAGUGGCUGCAGGACGAGCUCUUCCACUUCGACUUUCAGCACCAUGUCAAAGCCAUUGGCGCGAUGAUCGAGCACAUGGAGGACGAGAAGGAUGCCACCAUUAGUUGCCUGGACCUGAUCCUGAAGUGGUUCACGCUGCGCUUCUUUGACACCAACACCAGCGUCCUGAUGAAGGUGCUGGAGUAUCUGAAGCUGCUGUUCACCAUGCUCAACCGGGAAAACUACCACCUGAGCGAGUACGAGGCGUCCUCCUUCAUCCCCUACCUCAUCCUCAAAGUAGGGGAACCAAAGGAUGUGGUGCGCAAAGAUGUCCGCAGCAUCCUCACCAUGUUGUGCAGGGUGUACCCCGCCAGCAAGCUUUUUGUCUUCCUCAUGGAGGGGACCAAGUCCAAGAACUCAAAGCAGCGAGCAGAAUGCUUAGAGGAGCUGGGCUGCUUGAUUGAGUCGUAUGGGAUGAACGUCUGCCAGCCGACUCCAGCGAAGUCCCUCAAAGAAAUUGCCGUCCACAUCGGCGACCGUGACACAUCAGUUCGCAACGCCGCGCUCAACACUGUGGUCUGCGUGUAUAACGUCUGUGGGGACCAAGUGUUCAAACUCAUAGGCAACCUCUCAGAGAAAGAUAUGAGCAUGCUGGAGGAGAGAAUCAAGCGUUCUGCCAAGAAGACGCCAGCUGCACCCAUCAAGCAGGUCGAGGAGAAAGCCCAGCGGGCUCAGCCGGGCAACCACAACGCCAGCCUGGCGCGCAGGCCUCCCCCAGACGAAGUGCCCACUAAGCUCAAAAUUAUGUAUCGCACUUACAGGAUUCAGGCACGGGCCCAGAGCGCUCACAACGAGCAGUCCUCCCCCUCCAUCCCCAAAGAGUUCCAGCUGGAUCUGGACAUGAUCGAAAACGACCACACCAGAGUCAGCGAGCUGCCCGAUCUGGUGCAGCACAAGCUGGACGAGUUGCUGGAGCCUGUCACCAUCCCCGAGCCCAAGAUCCGCGCUGUUUCCCCCCACUUCGACGACCUGCACAACAGCACCGCCUCCACCAUCAACUUUGUCAUCUCGCAGGUGGCCAGUGGAGACAUCAACACCAGCAUCCAGGCCCUGGCUCAGAUUGAUGAGGUACUGCGGCAGGAGGACAAGGCAGAGGCCAUGUCAGGCCACAUCGACCAGUUCCUCAUCGCCACCUUAAUGCAGCUCCGGCUUAUAUACAACACGCACAUGGCCGAUGACCGGCUGGACAAGGCGGACAUCUUUAAACUCUACAGCUGCAUCAUUGGCAACAUGCUCUCACUGUUCUCCAUGGAGAGUCUGGCGCGGGAGGCGUCCAUGGGCGUGCUCAAGGACCUGAUGCACGGCCUCAUCACCCUGAUGCUGGACUCACGGGUGGAGGACAUUGAGGAUGGCCAACAGCUCAUCCGUUCUGUCAACCUGUUGGUGGUGCGGGUACUGGAGAAGUCAGACCAGACCAACAUCCUGAGUGCACUUCUGGUGCUCCUACAGGACAGCCUAAUUACCACUGCAGGCUCGCCAAAGUUCUCUGAGCUUGUCAUGAAGUGUCUGUGGAGAAUGAUCCGCUUCCUUCCGGAGACCAUCGACAGUGUCAACCUGGACCGCAUCCUGCUAGACGUCCACAACUUUAUGAAGGUAUUCCCCAAGGAGAAGCUGAAGCAGCUGAAGAGUGACGUGCCGCACAGGACCCUGAAAACCCUGCUACACACACUCUGCAAGCUCAGGGGCGCCAAGAUCCUGGAUCACCUGUCCAUGAUCGAGAACAGGAACGAAUCGGAGCUGGAGACCCACCUGAGGCGGGUGGUGAAGCACUCCAGUGACCUCUCCAGCAUGAAGUCUGACAGGGGCACUGAGAAAGGAGCCAUGCGAACGGAUGAAAAGAUGUCAAAGGCAAAAGUGAGCGACAUCCUGUCCGAGAUUUUCAAAAAGAUUGGAUCCAAGGAAAACACAAAGGAGGGAUUGACAGAGCUGUAUGAGUACAAGCAGAAGUACUCGGAUGCAGACAUCGAGCCCUUCCUGCGGAAUGCCUCCCAGUUCUUCCAGAGCUAUGUGGAGCGAGGGCUGCGCAUGAUCGAGUCCGAGCGCGAGGGCAAGGGCAGGAUCCAGGCCUCCAGCACGGUUACUUCCCAUGGUACAGACACCACUACGUAUGUGCCAAGCUCCAGCACAGUGCCACUGGGAACCAACGGGGAGGAAAUCAAGCCGGCUGUGUACUAUGAGAGGUUGAAAAUCCUGAGGCAACGCCACGGACUGGAAAACAGCGCCAAGCAGGAAGAAGACAGGCCCCCCUUGACGACCCUGCUGUCCAAGCCCUCGGUGGCCUCGUCCACCGACAUGCUGCACAGUAAGCUGUCCCAGCUGAAGGAGUCCCGCGAGCACUACCACCAGGAGCAGCCCCACUCUCACAGCCCCACCCGCUCCUCCUCCCCUGCCACCAACCUGGACGACCUCAAGAAGAGGCUGGAGAGAAUAAAGAGUAACCGCCAAUAAGGCCAGCCCCCCAGCCCUCGCUCUAAUGCUUUCCCAGACCCCUCUGCAGGGCUCACCCCAUGUAUGAAGAAGGUCCAAUUGUACAUUAAGUGGACUACUUUUGGUUAAGUAUUGUGGCACAAUUAUUUGUACAUACUGUAGGCUUCCAAACCACUUAUGCUUUCGAGAGUCAUUGUAGAAUUUUAGUGUACAGUUUCUCUGUGCUUGUUGCUGUAAUUUGUGAAUCUUGACCUGUCCUUUUUUAGAGGUUUUAGAACUCCUCAUUAAUAUGCUCUUUCUUUUCUGAGUCUUUCUGUCAGUUCUCUACUGUUUGCUCAUUUCCUUUACUAAAGUUCUUGUGCAACUUGAAGUAUCGAUUCUGUUCUGUUUCAGAAUCAUCGCGCAUGGCAUAAAGUGAUGUUUUAUAGUUUUCAUUCUAAAACGAUGCUUAUGAAAACAUUGCUUAACUUAUGUUCCAAUGCCUCUUGCAUACUGUAGCAGAAUAUUACCAGUUACAUUUUUUAAUUUAUUUAG